AUGGUGGCUGUACGCGUGCUGCUGCUGACGGUGGCGCUGGCGCUGCUCGCACUGGCGGGCGCUGCAGUGCAGCCUAAGGCUGCGCGAGUCAGGAAGAGCUGGGCGGCCUACACCAGCAAUGAGAAGAAGCUGUAUCUGAGCGCACUGGAGAAAGCGAUGGCGUCGGGCAGCCACAUGCUGUUCACGCAGGUGUAUAUGGACUCGGGCAGUCUGGAGCAGGUCGUGGGCACCUGCGGCGCGCCGGCGUGGUACCGCAAGUAUCUGCUCGGCUACGAGAACAUGCUGCGCUCGCUGGACUCGACCUUCAGCGACUUGACGCUGCCGUACUGGGACAUCUUCGAGGACGCGGCCAAGCGUAUCUCAACGAGCACCACGUGCAACGGUAUUGAAGGCUGCUCGCCGAUCCUGAAGGACCUUGGAGGCUGCGAAGGCCCUGAGCUCCUCCCCGGAGCGUACGUCGUAAAUGGAGAGGCCAUCCCGAGUGGCAACUGUGCCAACAGCAGUGUGGCUGCCCACACCUGCACGAAUCACAAGAAAUGCGAAAAGUGUAUCCCGCGAGGAGACUGGGGCAUUGGCGAUUCGUCCUUGGAGUUCGGUCCGACGACGUUUGCAGACUUGAUUCGGCGUGCUUCUAGUGCCAACGGAACUAGCAGUAGUGGCGCUUCAGCAAUGGAUACAUUGCGCAAGGAAGUUCAAAACUCGGUCCAGCUCACGAUACACAGCUUGCUCGGUGGAGCCUACGAGACCCGAGCAGCAUCGUUUGAUCCGAUCUUCCUCAGUCACUAG
Molecule: messenger RNA, 786 nt
Organism: Phytophthora sojae
Lineage: Eukaryota; Oomycota; Peronosporomycetes; Peronosporales; Peronosporaceae
Exons: 2
Coding region: 1-786 (261 amino acids)
Molecular function (GO): oxidoreductase activity
Source: RefSeq, a predicted model, not a curated record